CUCUCGGUGUCCCGGCGGCGGCGUCCCCCGCCCGCCCGCGCCUUCUGCCCCCCUCCCCCUCUCCACAGCCCCCUUCUGAGCCUCGGCGGGGCGCAGCCAUGUCGCUGCUGCAGUCCGCCCUGGACUUCCUGGCGGGGCCCGGCUCGCUGGGGGCCGCCAGCCGCGACCAGAACGACUUCGUGGGGCAGACGGUGGAGAUGGGCGACAUGAGGCUGCGCGUCCGCAGGGUCAUCGCCGAGGGUGGUUUUGCUUUUGUCUACGAAGCUCAGGAUCUUGGAAGUGGCAAAGAAUAUGCUUUAAAGAGGUUGUUGUCUAAUGAGGAAGAAAAGAAUAAAGCCAUCAUUCAGGAAGUUUGUUUCAUGAAAAAACUUUCAGGCCAUCCCAACAUUGUCCAGUUCUGCUCUGCUGCAUCUAUAGGAAAAGAAGAAUCAGACACGGGACAGGGAGAGUUUCUUCUGCUUACAGAGUUGUGUAAAGGACAGCUGGUGGAAUUCUUAAAGAAGGUAGAACCCAAAGGACCUAUCUCCUGUGAUACAGUUUUGAAGAUCUUUUAUCAAACCUGCAGAGCUGUGCAGCAUAUGCAUAAACAGAAGCCUCCUAUAAUCCACAGAGACUUAAAGGUGGAAAACCUGCUCAUUAGUAACCAAGGGACAAUUAAACUCUGUGACUUUGGUAGUGCUACAACUGUAGCUUACUACCCUGACUAUAGCUGGUCUGCACAAAAGAGAGCACUGGUUGAAGAAGAGAUCACCAGGAAUACAACACCAAUGUACAGGACACCAGAGAUGAUAGACUUGUAUUCAAAUUUUCCAAUUAGUGAAAAGCAGGACAUUUGGGCUCUGGGCUGUAUCCUGUAUUUACUCUGCUUUAGGCAACAUCCUUUUGAAGAUGGAGCUAAACUUCGCAUAGUCAAUGGAAAAUACACUAUUCCACAAAAUGACACCCGCUAUUCUGUGUUUCAUGAUCUCAUCAGCUCUUCCUUGAAAGUGAACCCAGAGGAAAGAUUGUCAAUCACUGAACUAGUGAAUCAACUGCAGGAGAUUGCAGCAGCUAGGAAUGUGAACCCUAAAUCCCCCAUCACAGAGCUCCUGGAACAAAAUGGAGGCUAUGGGAACAAUGCUCAGCCUCGGGUGUCUGUAACAUCGGUUUCACAGAGCUCCAAGCCUGCAGGACAGCUCAAUAACAUGUACAAUGCAGGCCUGACUGUUGCAGAGUGUGACCAGACUUACGGAGGGUUCUUUGAUAUUCUGAGAGGAGGAACAGAACGGUUUUUCACAAAUAUUAAGGAUACGUCUUCUAAAGUUAUCCAGUCUGUGGCCAAUUAUGCCAAAGGAGACUUGGAUAUAUCAUACAUCACUUCCAGAAUUGCAGUGAUGUCCUUUCCAGCUGAAGGUGUAGAGUCUGCCAUCAAAAAUAACAUAGAAGAUGUGAGGUUAUGUUUGGACUCUAAACAUCCUGGGCACUAUGCUGUGUAUAACCUUUCUCAAAGAACAUACAGGCCUUCAAGAUUCCAUAAUAGGGUUUCUGAAUGUGGCUGGCCAGCAAGGCGAGCACCAAAUCUUCAGAAUCUCUACAGUAUAUGCAAGAACAUGCAUUUAUGGCUGAAACAAGAUCAGAAAAACGUUUGCAUUGUGCACUGCCUUGAUGGAAGAGCCGCAUCUGCUGUUGUAGUUUGUUCUUUUCUGUGUUUUUGUCGUCUCUUCACGACUGCUGAAGCUGCAGUUUAUAUGUUUAGUAUGAAAAGAUGUCCGCCUGGUAUUUGGCCUUCUCAUAAAAGAUAUAUUGAAUACAUGUGUGACAUGAUGGCUGAAGAACCAAUUAUUCCUCACAGCAAGCCAAUCCUUAUUAAAUCAAUCAUCAUGACUCCAGUUCCUCUUUUCAGUAAGCAGCGUAACGGCUGCAGGCCUUUUUGUGAAGUAUAUGUUGGGGAUGAAAGAGUAGCUACUACCUCCCAGGAAUAUGACAAAAUGAAGGAAUUCAAAAUUGAAGAUGGGAAAGCUGUAAUUCCACUAGGUAUAACAGUUCAAGGAGAUGUUCUCAUUGUGAUCUAUCAUGCCCGCUCAACACUGGGAGGCCGACUGCAAGCUAAGAUGGCUUCUAUGAAGAUGUUUCAGAUUCAGUUCCACACAGGUUUUGUGCCCCGAAAUGCCACCACAGUGAAAUUUGCUAAGUAUGAUCUGGAUGCCUGCGACAUUCAAGAGAAGUAUCCUGAUUUAUUUCAAGUCAAUCUGGAAGUGGAGGUGGAGCCCAGAGACAGACCUAGCUGUGAGCAGCCACCAUGGGAUAACAUGAAUAUAAAGGGACUGAAUCCCAAGAUUCUUUUCUCUACCCGAGAGGAACAACAAGAGAUUUUGUCAAAAUUCGGGAAACCAGAGCUGCCUAGACAGCCAGGUUCAACUGCACAAUAUGAAGCGGAAGCAUCCCAACUGGAGCAGUCUUCAGAAAGCGCCCUAACUGAGACAGAAUCCUCACAUAGUAGUGGUACUGAUGCAAAUAAUUUCUUUCAUUCUCUGGAUUGGAAAGAAGGAAAAUGUCCAGAAAGUGGACCAGACGAUAAUUCAUCCAAAAAUGAUAAUGUUCAACUGUCUGAUGAGAGAGAAGAGAGUGAUCCUUCAGAUGAAGAAUUCCCCGCAUUUCCAAGUGAAGAAAAGGUGGUAAUUGUUGAUGAGAGAGAUUCUGGUACUCAGGAAGGAGAGUUGUCUUUUGAAGUCAAUUUUGAAGCUUCAUCUGCCUCAUCACAAAAACCUCUCACUGAAGAGAAUGUAGAUUUACUGGGAUUGAACUCUGAUAUUUCACAAGAACAGCAACAACCUAUCUCAGAAACAAGCACUUCAACAAGUAAUGCAGAUCUGUUGAACGAUCUGUUUGUGGGUAGCGCAUCACAGAUUGCAGAAGAGCCCACUGGAGAUCUUCUUGGACAAGGAACAUCUUUCUUUUACAGCAAGCAGUCUCAGUGUUCAGAUGCUGCUCAGGAGAUGACUUCAGCAUCAGCUGAUCCUUUUGGCCUGUUCACAAUGUCAUCAAGUUUUGAGAAUCUAUCCCUACCUAGUGCAGACCUCUUUGGAGAAACGCUUAAUUCAAAUUCAACAUCUACUCCUAAUACGUUUCUUUCUAACAGUAAUACACUUCUGGUUUCUUCCAGUUCAGAUCUCUUGAAUUUUGGGAAAUUAGAGACAAGUAAAAUGUCAUCUUCUACAAGCUACCCAGAUCUUUUAGGUGGAUGGGAUUUGGGGGUAGAUUGUUCCAGAUCUGUCUUUACACCAUCAGCACAAACGAAGUCUGCUGUUGAAGGAAGUCAGUCCGGUGUGUCUUCAGGUCCAGCCUUAAACCAGUCUAAGUCUCAGAACGUUGACCCUUUUGCUGAUCUUGCCAAUCUUGGAUCUGGUCUUCCAGGCUCCUCCAUGAGUGGAUUCUCUGGUAGCGGGUUUGGUCAGAAGGCUGCUCCAUCUCAGAAGUCAGGAAAUCAGUGGCAGAAAUCCACAAAACCACAAAGUACUUUGUGGCACUCCCAGACUAAACCCAGCACUACAGCUAAACCCAAUUAUAGCGGGAACUUUGGUGUUAUUGGCGGACGAGAAGAAAGAGGAGUCAGAACCCCAAGCUUUGGUCAGAAGCCAAAAGUUUCAGCAAAUGACUUUGAGGAUCUCUUAUCUAAUCAAGGGUUUUCAGCUAAAUCUGAUAAAAAAGGACCAAAAACUAUUGCUGAGAUGAGAAAGCAAGAAAUGUCUAAAGAUAUGGACCCCUUGAAACUGAAGAUUCUUGAAUGGAUUGAAGGAAAAGAGAGAAAUAUCAGAGCAUUAAUAUCAACUCUUCAUACAGUGCUUUGGGAAGGGGAAAAUAAGUGGAAACCUGUUAGCAUAGCAGAUCUAGUAACACCCGAACAAGUGAAGAAGUACUACAGGAAAGCAGUGCUGGUAGUUCAUCCAGAUAAGGCCACAGGACAACCUUAUGAGCAAUAUGCCAAAAUGAUCUUCAUGGAAUUAAGUGAUGCAUGGUCAGAGUUCGAAAACCAGGGGUCCAAGUCCCUUUUCUAAAAGUUCGUCUUUUGUUGAACUACUUCCAAGAACUGGAGUUUCAUUGUUGUGAUUUCACCUUUUCACCUAUGAUUUAUGAAGUGCUUUUCCAUGAUUUCAGCACAGUUUGCAAUCAUGCACUUAAAUGUGGUGAUGUAUUUUGUAAGAUGUGGAGUACAAAGCAUUACAUAGAUGCAUUAAGAAAACAGCUGCUCAGUACUUGAAGAAAUCAUGGUCUGGGGAUAAAGAUUUUUCAGUUUUAUAUAUGGUGAAAUGGAAUUUUAAUGAAGUUCCAUGAUCUCUGGUACACUAGUAUCAAUUCUAAAUCAUUCCACUUCUGCUGAUGUCUGCUUUAUCCUCUUCAUUCCCCUAUUUGUUAUUUUCAGUAGUUUUGUGAUUCAGUUUUGAUGUUUCGUGCCUGUCACCUUAUUCAAAGUGCUUUAGUUAUCAGUAGUAAGUCUGUUUGGAUUAUUUCAAAUCUGAAGGUGUAUAUUUUCAUCUGUAUUUUAUGUAAUCAAUCUGAUAAUCAUUCUGUAAAUAAUAUUUUCUGACAAUACCUAUGUUCCUUAUGAUAAAUUAACACUCGUUUAGCCAAAAAGACCUCAAUUUUAGGGAAAGUCAUCCAGGGUUGUUCUUGAUUUUUCUUUAGCUUUACUUUCCACAUAUGAAUCUAGAAACAAAUCUUGGCUUAAAAGUCUGCAUGUUCCUGCUCUGUUAUUUAUUAUGAACCUUUGGAAGGCAGUACUUAUUUUACUAAUUCUUUAAAUGGUAUCUUUUGUAUCUGAUUUCAGUGGAAUAUGCUUUCCAUUGGACUUCAGACACUCUGACAAAAGUGUUAUUCUGAAACUUGACGUGUAAGCACAAAAGAGAAAACAUUUUACUCUGCUUUGAUUUGUUGUCAGUGAAUGCUACAUGAUUUAUUAUCAUUUAGAGAGCAUUUAGAGUUUUAACACAUUUUUUGCAGCAUGUCUGAACUUCUGUAUUUUGAGAUAUGCAUGACAUUUGGUGUAUGUGCAAACAUGGGAUGUAUUGGUAGUGUUGUAUUUCUAGUCAUCCCCCUUCCAUGCACCAAGUACGAAAUGAGCAGAGACCCAACAUAAGAACAAAACUUGCCGUGUUCUCUCAUCCCUGUUCAGGUGGCAGUUUUCAGUAGGGCAGAAAUAAAUGAAUGCAGAUGACCAAUGACUAUUACGUUCUGUACAGUAAUGAAAUGCAGUUCUCAAAUCAGAUUUGAGAAUGUCAAAAAUCAGCAACAUCUGAAAAGAAAAACAUAGGAUUUCAGUGCCACCUGAACAGGGUUUUGGAUGCAGUUUUCCACUGCUGAGCCGGCCCAAGAGCCUGGGGGUUAGAGACUUGUGAACACAAGUUGCAAAUUGGUCCAUGUUCUAACACUGUCAACUACUUUGCUGAUGAAAGAUUGUGUAUGCAUAUUCACAUAUAUUCAGCUACUGUAUUUUUUUUUGAAGUCAGAAGCCAGGAUCAGCUAUGGAUCAGGAAGGCUAUGUAUUAUUUAUAGUUGCAGUUGUAUUUCAGUUGCAACUUUGGAGCAGUCUUAAGUCCCAUUAGAUUUAUUCUUUAUGAAAGCAGGUAAUUCACUUUCUGACUUUUCCUUUGGGACACCUCAGGUUUUUUUUUUACAUACGUGGUCUGCAUCCUUAGAAAUCAAAGGCUUGUGGUAUGUUUUGUGUGUUUGAAAUCUGGUUGGCUUUUUACAGUUCUAAGGCAAAUGAUACAAUAUAGGCUGAAGUACAGACAUUUAAUGACUGACUGCACUCCUAUAUACAGUUGAGAGAGAAAACAUUUCAAAGGGAGCUGCUUUUAGUGAGGGGAAAAAAAAAAGAAAAUGACUAGAAAAAAAACAUGUUCCUUUCAGCACAUUCAAGAAACGUAAUCUUGAGGGACACAUUUUUAUUGCUCUCUUCUCGAAUUUAAAUUUCAGAAAAAUUUUCCUCUGCAUUGAAUGCUUGGUAGCAUUUUCUGGAUGACAACUGUGUUUCUCUGGUUUUAUUUGUCCACUCCUAUUUACAAAAAAAAAAAUACUUACAAAAAUUUGCUUGAACAGCAGCCUUAGAUGCGAUUUUAAGUGAGCAGGGAAACAUAAGCACAAGUGUUUUAAUUGGAACCUAAGAUCUCUUGAAAUUGACUGCCCCUUUUUUAAAAUUACAGAGACAGACAUUUGGCUGUGGAUUCUUCCAAGGUACUUAAACUUUAUUCAGGUUGACAGGAACCCUCUACUUAUUUUACAGGUUAGUCACCUCUGGUCCUCAGUGAGGAACUGUCUGAUUCAUUGCUCUGCUCCUUUCUACUUGCUUGAAUUUUAGUGUGAGGAAUCUAGGAGGGGUUAGACUUCAGUGAACUUUCAAAUUGUUAAAUUUUGCUUACAGGGCAUUACUGAAAUCCAAUUCUUAUAAAAUCCAAUUUCUUAUACAUUCCUGUGUUCAGCACAGCUAACUGACACAGUUAAACAAAAAUUCUAAACCAAAAUUAUUUCAUCAUCAAGAUUUAAGCGAUGAACACAGUAAAUUGAAGUUUUGUGUUUUGUAGUGCAGAAUGAGGACCAGUAAAGGUACUUCAUCGUCUAAGGCUAAUACAUAACAUUUUUUAGUUAUUGGGAAGAGGGAAGUUAAGGUACAUUUUAUAUAGGGUUAUGCUGAGUCAUAAUGUUGCUUUUAAAUGAGACGGCCAUUUGGAAGAAGAAAAAGUCUAGUAGAUCUGUCUGAAUUCAUCUUAGAAAUAAAAUGGUUAAAGCAAAAAAAAAAAACAACAAACAAACAAACAAAAAACCACCACCUGGGAAUGAGGACUUUACCCUUUCUCUUGCUCUGUACUUCAUCGUCAAUUGGUUGAGUGCUGCUGUAUGGGAGAAGACUGCACCCAAACCAUUACUCAUACAUUUCAUUAUAGCUGUUCUUACUGUUCACAGGCUGGAAAGCUUUUCAGAAUAGGCUACAGGAAAAUUGAUUACACAGAUUUGAUUUUAACUGAUACAGUGAAUCUUUUCUGGGUGUAAAAUGCAUAUUUUCCAUUCAUGCUUAUUCAUUGCACGCAUUUUGAAAUGUUGAAAUGAGGUGGUCUCGAAAGCUAUGGUUUGUAUCUGCUUCUGAUUGCAAAAGCUGAGGUUCAGGUGAAUCAAAAGUGGUGUUGCUACGUUGAAGUUGUGUCUGCCAAAUUCCAAUGUGGCACUUGCAUUUUGGAGCAUCUCCUUGACUCGUGCAGCAGAUUGCUAUGCUCUCUGCCCCAUGUUUCUCAUUUCUCUGUAAUGACAAAGAACUGAUACCAUCUCUUUGCAGCCUUCCAGCCUCUGUUCUUAAACAUGUCAAGCUACUCAAUUUUAUUGCAAGAGCAAUGAGAAAAGCAACAGAUUCAGUGAAGAGUAGAAAAGAAUAUCCAGACUCUAACCUACAUCUCAAAUGGUGUUGUUUUUGUUGUUUUUUGUUUGUUUGUUUGUUUGUUUUUCAAUUCUCCGUUUACUUUUCUGUAAUUCUCCCCUUACUGGCCUGUUUCUCACUAUCCCUGCAAAAAAUAGGUCUGUAGUCUGUUUUUUCAGCCCUUUUAGAAGUGCUACUGACUGGUUAUAGACCAGAGGCAGUAACCAAGUGCUUGGCUUUCUUUCUUUGCAGAAGUUGCUAUAAAGCAGGGCCUUUGAAAUGGUAGGGCAGACUUCUGCUAGCUAGUUCUGAAUUAGGUUGGUUAUGUUACGUGGUUGUUAGUGUUGUUAGAGCUGGAGAGUCUGGCAACUUCUUUUAGAAUAGAAAUCUGUGAAGAAGACAAUAGGUGUGAAGAGUGCAUUUGGCUAGGACCUGCCUUAUGGAGAAGAGUAAGGUGUCUUGGCCCUGUUGUAGAAAUAAGUUAGUGUGUUUUAGCCUUUGGCAUGGUUGUUUGGUGUUUCUUAGUGCUGUCAGAUUUCCUUGAACUUAAUGGCAGGGAAGAGAAAUGAAAGUGAGCAGUUAAACAUUUGCAUUCCUAUUAAAUCAUAGAGUUAAGCUCAAUAUUGUGAGUCAAUACUGAUUCCUAGGCACCAAGUCUGGGAGGUAGAGUUCCUCUGUUGUUGUCACUUGGGUAAAGUUUAGGUAGUUUGCUAAUUAAUGGUAGCUUCCUGCAGAACAUCCGCAAUGGGAAGCCGACAGCAGUGCUGAGUAAGUACAUUUCCAUGGAACUGUGACAAAGUCUUUGGCUUUACACCUCUGAGGGUAACUACUGUUCAUGGAAAAACACCUUGUUUACCUCAAUUUUCUUGUUAAUUCUAAAAAGUCCCUCUAAAAUUGUUUUGCCAAGCACAAAGUAGCAGCUCCUUCGCGAAUGCAGACAGUCUCUAAGCUGCAUGCAGAGGAUUAAUAUUUUGCACGAACCAAAGCAGAGUUUGAGGAUAACUGAAAUCUCAGCUGCCCUUUGGGAUUGCUGGGUUACUUUUUUUUUUGCUGCUUGCAGGAAUAUUUCAGGGGAUACAUAAAUGUGGAAACUUUGUUGCUUCUUAGCUCUGUCCUUAAUUGUCUUAACAAUUGCAGUGUAAUGAAUGCUUGUAAAUAGGUUCAAAAUAGCUCUGUAGAGUUGCCUGUGCUUUGAGUCUGUUGACCUUUUCUGUCAAGACCUUGCAGGUGGUUGACCUGCAAAAGCUGUAGAAAGAACUUGCUUCCCACUGCUUGAGUAUGUCCCCGGUGCAGAGUACCUCCAGCUACCAGGCACAGGGACGAGGGGCAAAGCUGAAAUGUAGUUCCAAUCUUGAUCAACCUUGGAGUGCUUGCUUGCUCUGUUUGGGUGAGCUUAUUGUAGACUGCAGUUUAGACUGCAUCAAACUUCAAAUAUAUGCUCAGAAAUAUAAAUCCAGUCAUUUUUAUGAAGGAUACAUUUUGUCAUAGAAGCUUUUAUUACCAAAAGGGGAUUAAGAGGCAUUGUGAGAACUCCUGAAACUCUUUAGUGGAAUGUACUGUAUUUUUGCAAUGUAGACUUCUAGAAGCAAUUGUCAUCUCCAUGAUAAGGACUUAGCUUGCUCUGAGGUCCUUACUGUAACUACAUGUAGUUGUGAUUGUACUUUCUAUACCUGUGAUUUUUUCUGGUUUGGGGUGUGUGGAAGAACAGAAUAGAUACUUAAGUCCUAUUUUUGCCAUCUUCCAGGAAAUGCAAUGUACUGAGUAAUUUUGCUACUAGUGAAAUGAGAAUCUAUACCUGUAUGUAUAUAAGGUAAUAUAAUCAAAGUUAAACCUGGUUUAAAAAUAGAUUUAAUGUUUGGCACAAUGUCCUUGAACAGAAUAUUUUGCUUUGAAAUGUAUUAUUGACAUAAUCAGUGAUCAAUUAAAAAUAAAUAAAAAUCA
Anas platyrhynchos (mallard) is the source of this 9322-nucleotide messenger RNA. It is a transcript of the gene GAK, whose product is annotated as cyclin G associated kinase. Gene Ontology annotation, biological process: clathrin-dependent endocytosis; protein phosphorylation; clathrin coat disassembly. Lineage: Eukaryota; Metazoa; Chordata; Aves; Anseriformes; Anatidae. The record is from RefSeq and is a predicted model, not a curated record. Gene Ontology annotation, molecular function: ATP binding; clathrin binding; protein kinase activity. Gene Ontology annotation, cellular component: vesicle; cytoplasm; intracellular membrane-bounded organelle.